UGGCUUGUCUUUUUUUUAGGAUUAAAUUAUUACAGAUAAUUUCUAGUAUUCAUUUUCAGAUUUUCAAAAACUUGCAGAUUUUCUCAUACUGUAUGUUGACAUGCCAGAAACACUUAGCUGUGAUUUAUCCUUACAUUAGGUGUCACAUUUUUUUAACUAAGCAAUAAACUUAGAUUUAAAUAUGCCUAGCAUCUCCUGGGCGCUUGAGUAAAAAAAAAUCAUAGUAAAAUAAAAAACGUAGAGUUUUUGCACAAAUAGGCGUCACACUUGAGGGUCUACUACACAGUUUCUGCAACCAUAAACAAACUGUUGCUGACUUGCAUUUUGCAAAAAGGAAACUGUAGCCACAUGCCUUUCUCAGAGCUCAUAGUCCUGCUUUAUUUCGGGCUGCAUGAGGCAGAAUGAUCACAAGAGGAAUGAGUUCAUAAAUCCUGCAUUGUCUACAAUGACAACAGUAAGAAGCCGGUAUAUCUGCCCUGGUUGCAUACUUCUAUUAAUUCCUUUAGUCAUGAGUUUACAGAACUGCACUGAAGUCAAUCAGACAGAACCCAUCAGGGACCAUCAGAUCCAUCAGGGACAGUCAACCACCAUCAACUGUCAUUACAACAAAAACAGAAGCCAACAUCUUACAGUAAAGUUGAGAACAAAGAACAGAGUCUGUGAAUACCUCUAUUUUAAUAAAUCCUGGACUAAAAGUUUCUGUAAUGACAACAUCAGAUUAAUAUGGAUUCCGGAAACAGAAGAAAUAUCAUUUCAGCUCAUAAAUCUUCAGAUGAAUAAUUCAGGCAUGUACACAUGUACUUCAGUUGAACACAUACCACCUCCUACAAGGUGUUUGAGACAGAAGAGGAUAUUCAUUCAUGUCAAAGCACCUCCAUUUGUAUCUGUGUCAUGUGUGAAACGGCCUGAUGGAGUUCCCACAAUGCUUUGUGUUGCCGAGGGCUUUUACCCUGCUGAUCUACAGCAGGCCUGGCUCAGAGAUGGAGAAUAUAUCAGCUCCCCAAACAUUUCACUUACACCUAUAUAUAAGGAAAACCUCAACUCUGAUGUCACAAGGAACUCCAGCAAAAACUCAAAUGGGAUUUAUAGUGUCACAUCGUACCUCCAUGUGUCUUCAAACAUAACUGUGUACUACUGCUGGGUUAAUCACUCAAGCCUGAGCCAACCCACCGUGGUUAACAUCUCCUUGACUGAGUGUACUGAGGGAACAGAGCCAUUACCUGGGGUUUUAUCCGUCACAGGAAUCACUUGUGGUUUGAUGGCUACUGUAAUGCUGAUCUUUGCAGGAUGUUAUUAUCAUCUCAGAACAAAAAGAAAAAAAAGGACUUAUUUUCAGUCUCCAGUAGAAGCACCACCAUUGCCUGAGCCUGAGUCUCAUUCUAUACUGGGGACACUGGGGAACCAUCAACCUAUUUCACAGGUGUACUCAACACUGGGAAACGAAAAGCCUGUUGCACAGGAGUACUCAACACUGGAAAACUAUCAGUCUGUUGCACAGGUGUACUCAACACUGGGGAACCAUCGGCCUGUUCCAUGCAGAAACAAUAGCGAUGACAUUGCAUCUUACUCUCCCUGAUACUCACUAAAGAAGCAAAUCCCUUAAAAAUUGUACUCAAUUAACUUUUUCCAAAUCUGUGACAAACUGAUUCUGCAUUUCACCAUUUUGAAAACUGUCUCAUGCAAUUUCAGUUAGGAGGAAAUAACACCAUGUCAUUUAUUCUUAUUAUUGUCCAUGCUAUUAUUAUUAUUAUUAUUAUUAUUGAAGUGAUUUUUGUCAUUGUUAUUUUUAUUGAUAUUGUCUUUUUUCUUAUUAUUAUUUCUUCCCUUCUCAUCAAAAAGAUGAUUAUUAGUCAAUGUCUUCACACACAGAAAAAUAAAAAUUCUGAAUUCCUAGUUAUCUUUUUUUUAAUAUUAAGAAAUGUAGGUGCCUCAGUGGCAUAGUGGUUAGCACUGUGGCUUUGCACCUCCAGGUACUCCAGUUUAUUGCUACAGUCCGAAGACAUGCAGAUUAGGCUAAUUGGCAUUCCCAAAUUGUCUGUAGAGUGUGUGUGCCCUGUGAUUGACACCCUGUUCAAGGGUUCUACCUUGCAUCCAAAGUCUCCUGGGAUAGGCUCCACGUUCUCUGCAACCCUCUACUAGAUAAACGGUAUAGAAGAUGAAUAAAUUAAUUAACUAUACUGAAUGAAAUUAAAUAAAUUUUAAUACAUUUAGAUUACUAAACUUUUCUUUCAGAAGCAAAUAUAUUAUAGUUGCUG
Molecule: messenger RNA, 2255 nt
Organism: Clarias gariepinus (North African catfish)
Lineage: Eukaryota; Metazoa; Chordata; Actinopteri; Siluriformes; Clariidae
Product: tyrosine-protein phosphatase non-receptor type substrate 1-like
Exons: 6
Coding region: 392-1576 (394 amino acids)
Source: RefSeq, a predicted model, not a curated record